UGCAACUUUUUUCGAUCUCUAUAUAUGUUGCUACCAUCAAUAAAAGAAAUGAAGAUGAAAUUUGGUAUGUUGCUAGUAUUAUUACUAGUGAAGGUUGAGUUAGGUAUGGCGUUCACCGUUGUGAUGCCGGAUUCCGGUGCCCUGAUCGAUGGGCCACAACCGUACGGCGCUCAAACGGAUCCUAAAGAGCAAGAAGCAGUGUACGACAUGAUGAGAGCAACCGGAAACGAUUGGGCCACAGAAAUCCCCAACGUAUGCCGCGGCAGGUGGCACGGGAUUGAGUGCGUGCCUGACAAAGACAACGUGUUUCACGUUGUGUCUCUUUCUUUCGGGUCACUAUCAGACGAUACCGCAUUCCCAACGUGUGAUCCCAAUCGCUCCUCCAUCUCACCAUCCAUCACUAAGCUCCCUCACCUAAGAAGCCUUUUUUUCUACCGUUGUUUCACCAACAAUCCUCAACCCAUACCAUCUUUUCUAGGCCAAUUGGGCUCCUCUUUGCAAACCUUAGUUCUAAGAGAAAACGGGCAUGUGGGCCCCAUUCCACCUCAAUUAGGCAACUUAACUCGUUUGACCAUUUUAGAUCUUCACAAAAACAAUCUCAACGGUUCAAUUCCAUAUUCUUUAGGUCAAAUCCCCAAUCUAAGAUCAUUAGACUUGAGCUGCAAUAAAUUAUCCGGCUCAUUCCCCAAUAUCUCUUUCCCAUCAUUAAAUAUCUUAGACCUCAACCAAAAUCAUCUCAAAGGCUCCCUCCCAAUCUCACUUCUCACUAGCACUUGUCUCCUCAAAAUGGAUUUAAGUCGAAAUCGCAUCUCCGGUCCCAUUCCAAAUCUAAACAACCUAAGAAACCUAAUUCUCCUCGAUUUGAGUUACAAUGUCCUAACCGGCCCCCUCCCUAACACUCUUCAAGACAUAAAAGCUCUUGAAGCUCUCAUCCUCAACGGCAACCCCUCUAUAUCCACCACACUUCCAAAAGACAUGUUUCUAGGGUUAAACAACUUAAUUAUAUUAGGGUUAUCAAAUACAAACUUGGGAGGCCCAAUCCCAGAAUCUAUAGGACAAUUAGCAAUGCUAAGAGUGCUGCAUCUUGAUGGGAACCAAUUAAAUGGAACCAUACCGCCAACAUUUGCCAACUUGAACAGCCUUAGUGAACUAAGGCUAGACAACAACAAAUUGGUGGGGCCAAUUCCAUUCAAGAGAGAGAGGGUUUGGAAAAUGGGAAGAAAAUUGAGGAUUCACAACAAUUUGGGGCUAUGCUAUGAUGAGAAAAGUGGGCUUGGAGAUGAUUUGGACACUUUGGCUAGUGCAGGAAUUGGACUUUGUGAUGUACCUAAACCUGUACCAGUUCAACAUAUCUCUACACUAGAUGAUGGGAAUAUGAUCAAAUCCACCACAAAAUCAAGUGCUUCUCCACACAACAAGAUUGUUUUUCUUAGGCUGACGGCCACGUUCAUUUUUGUAUCUUGUUUAUUGUGAGGAAAAUUAUAUAUUUGAGGUUUGUCACUUUUGUAUCA
Molecule: messenger RNA, 1511 nt
Organism: Salvia miltiorrhiza (redroot sage)
Lineage: Eukaryota; Viridiplantae; Streptophyta; Magnoliopsida; Lamiales; Lamiaceae
Product: protein TOO MANY MOUTHS
Exons: 1
Coding region: 25-1473 (482 amino acids)
Molecular function (GO): protein binding
Source: RefSeq, a predicted model, not a curated record